AUAUAUAAAUUCCCACCCACUCCACGACAAGUCGCUGCCAGUCCCACACUUUAUUCAAACGCUUUUUUCGUCUGUCAUUUGAGGACGAUGAUUGGGCUCAAGUCUACACUUAAUGUAAUAGACAACUCCGGCGCACUACUCAUUGAGUGCGUCAAUGUCCUCAAGCAGAAAGUCAAUAACGGCUGGGGCUCUGUUGGUGAUGAAAUAGUCUGUGUCGUCAAACGCGCGCGCCCAGUGUCGGCAGCAACUCAGGCAUCUACCACUGCGGUCAAAGUCCGACGCGGAGAUGUUCGUCGAGCAGUCAUCGUGCGAACCAAGAAGUCAGUUCGAAGACCAGACGGGCGUUUCAUCAGGUUCGAUGAUAAUGCGGCGGUCCUUUUGAAUAACAAGAGAGAGAUGCUAGGGACGCGUAUAGGUGGCGUUGUGAGUGCUGACUUGCGCAUGAAAGGCUGGGGGAAGAUUGUUAGCUUAGCACCAAAGGUUGUUUGAUAGACGUAUAUUAGAUACUCGCCUUAUAUAAAAGUAAAACCACUAUUGGCCUUUGACCUACCUGCAUCUCAAUUUACAAACUGGGAAGUUAUUUCUUUUCUUGCACGGCUUUCUACAAGUUUCGAUAGAUUGUUCCAUUGCUACCUGCAUGUCGCUUUCGCAUGUACAGCGACAUUUCGUUUCUCGUAUGUGAUUUUACUUUGUUUCGUUGGUCUUUUCCUGCAAUCUGUUUUGUUUCCUCUUUCCUUCGCAUUUUUCGUUCUUUCGCAGUCUCUUAGCGUGUCUGGUUAUUAUGCGCUGUGUCCCGCUUCAUGGCUACUGUGUUUCUGAUGUCAGCCACAGGUUCCAUGCCCCGAGUCCUCCCUACAAAUAGCAGCAUUUAUGUAUAUAUCUCCCUUGAUGAAACCUCGUGCGCUUGAUAUCAAUGAUCAACUUCCUUUCAGUGUUUUGCAUGACGUUGCCGA
Messenger RNA from Suillus subaureus, 953 nucleotides. RefSeq names its product ribosomal protein L14b/L23e. The record is from RefSeq and is a predicted model, not a curated record. Gene Ontology annotation, cellular component: mitochondrial large ribosomal subunit; ribosome. Gene Ontology annotation, molecular function: structural constituent of ribosome; large ribosomal subunit rRNA binding. The coding region runs from base 88 to 489 and encodes 133 amino acids. The transcript has 3 exons. Gene Ontology annotation, biological process: translation. NCBI's taxonomy places the organism in Eukaryota, Fungi, Basidiomycota, Agaricomycetes, Boletales, Suillaceae.